Messenger RNA from Schistocerca nitens (vagrant locust), 5116 nucleotides. RefSeq names its product DNA topoisomerase 2-like. Gene Ontology annotation, biological process: DNA topological change; sister chromatid segregation; resolution of meiotic recombination intermediates. The transcript has 25 exons. The record is from RefSeq and is a predicted model, not a curated record. Lineage: Eukaryota; Metazoa; Arthropoda; Insecta; Orthoptera; Acrididae. Gene Ontology annotation, molecular function: DNA topoisomerase type II (double strand cut, ATP-hydrolyzing) activity; DNA binding; ATP binding. Gene Ontology annotation, cellular component: nucleus. The coding region runs from base 85 to 4689 and encodes 1534 amino acids.
UGGGACUGACACUGGAGAAUAGUGGAGGGGUCGGUCUGGUGCCAAAUUCAACUGCAGGUACCAGGUGGAAGUUGUUAUUUAACGAUGUCAGGCCCUCUGAAGGACUCUUCUUCGAGGAUGAAUGUUGCUGCCAGUGAAGUGCAGAAUCUCUCUGCUGGCAGCAACACAGCCACUGCUGUGAAUAAAAAUGUAAAGAACCUGAGUGUGGAGAAAAUAUAUCAAAAGAAGUCUCAGCUGGAGCACGUUUUGCUGCGCCCGGAUACCUACAUUGGCUCUGUUGAACCUGUCACAGAACUUAUGUGGAUAUUUGAUACAGAUCAGGAAAUGAUGGUACAAAAAGAUAUUACGUACGUACCUGGUCUGUACAAAAUUUUUGAUGAAAUUCUGGUAAAUGCUGCAGAUAAUAAGCAGAGAGAUCCAAAGAUGGAUUGCAUAAAAAUUGAUAUUGACCAGGAAAACAACACAAUAUCAGUGUGGAAUAAUGGUAAAGGUAUACCUGUUGUGGAGCACAAAGAAGAGAAGAUGUAUGUGCCCACCAUGAUCUUUGGACACCUGCUUACCUCAUCAAAUUAUAAUGAUGAAGAAGAAAAGGUCACUGGUGGCAGAAAUGGAUAUGGAGCAAAGUUGUGCAAUAUAUUUAGCAUGAAAUUCAUUUUGGAAACAGCAUCAAAAGAAUACAAAAGGGCUUUUAAACAAGUUUGGGCAAAUAAUAUGGGCAAGACAUCUGACCCAAAGAUUAAGGAUUUUACUGGAGAAGAUUAUACAAAAGUCACAUUUUCUCCCGAUCUUACAAAAUUCAAAAUGGAAGCUCUGGAUAAUGAUAUAGUGGCUCUGAUGUCGAGAAGAGCUUACGAUAUUGCUGCAUCCACGAGGGGUGUCAAAGUUAUGCUGAAUGGAAAACGUUUGCCAGUAAAGAACUUCAAAGAUUAUGUGGAACUUUAUUUAAAAAAUAAAGAAGAUGAGACUGGUAAUCCUCUGCAAAUAGUGUAUGAGCAGGUGAAUGAGAGGUGGGAAGUGGCGAUAACUAUUUCGGACAGAGGAUUUCAACAAGUUUCAUUUGUGAACAGCAUUGCUACAACAAAGGGUGGUAGACACGUAGAUCAUGUUUCUGAUCUGAUUGUAAAGCAAUUAAUUGAGACACUAAAGAAGAAGAAUAAAAAUGGUAUUCAGAUCAAACCUUUCCAAGUUAAAAAUCACAUGUGGCUCUUCGUAAACUGUCUUAUUGUGAAUCCGACAUUUGAUUCACAGACGAAGGAAAAUAUGACUUUGCAGGCAAAAAGUUUUGGAUCGAAAUGUCCACUUUCAGAGAAAUUCAUCAACACUGUGCUUAAAUCUGGCAUUGUUGAGUCUAUUCUGUUGUGGGCAAAAGCAAAAGCUGAUUCUCUCUUGACAAAAAAUUGCAGCAAAAAGAAACAAUCAAGACUCACAGGCAUACCAAAGCUGGAAGAUGCAAACCAUGCAGGAACACAAAAUUCUUUGGAUUGCACACUUAUUCUUACUGAGGGAGAUUCAGCCAAGUCAUUGGCUGUGUCUGGCCUCGGUGUAAUUGGCAGAGAUAAAUAUGGCGUCUUCCCACUGAGAGGCAAGCUGCUGAACGUCCGCGAAGCUUCUCACAAGCAGAUUAUGGAAAAUGCAGAAAUAAAUAAUAUAAUUCGCAUUGUUGGCCUUCAGUACAAGAAGAAAUAUGAAUCGGUGAAUGAUCUAAAGACACUGAGAUAUGGAAAGAUGAUGAUAAUGACAGAUCAGGACCAGGAUGGAUCACACAUCAAAGGUUUGCUGAUCAAUUUCAUUCACCACAAUUGGCCAUCUCUCCUCCAGCUCCCAUUUUUGGAGGAAUUUAUAACACCUAUUGUGAAAGCUUCAAAAGGCAACCAAGAGUUCUCAUUUUAUUCACUGCCAGAGUUCGAUGAAUGGAAAGCUUCAAGAGAUAAUUGGCAUACCUACAAGAUAAAGUACUACAAAGGUUUGGGAACCUCCACAUCCAAAGAGGCAAAGGAGUAUUUCAUGGACAUGAGACGACAUAGGAUAACAUUUAAGUAUGGGGGUCCCAAUGAUGAUCAGUGCAUCAAUAUGGCCUUUAGUAAGAAGUGUGUUGAGCAACGGAAGGAAUGGCUUACAUCGUGGAUGCAGGAUUCGAAGAGGAGGAAGGAAAUGGGUCUACCAGAACAAUAUCUCUAUGAGAAAGACACACACAGUGUCAAUUAUGCAGACUUUGUCAAUAAAGAACUUGUACUUUUUAGCAAUUGUGACAACGAAAGAUCUAUUCCGUCCUUGGUUGAUGGAUUCAAACCUGGUCAGAGGAAGGUGCUGUUUACCUGCUUGAAACGAAAUGACAAGAGGGAGGUGAAAGUCGCACAGUUGGCAGGCUCUGUGGCUGAACACUCAGCAUACCACCAUGGCGAACAGUCACUCAUGUCGACGAUUAUCAACCUGGCUCAGAACUUUGUGGGUAGUAACAACAUCAACUUGCUGCAGCCAAUCGGUCAGUUUGGCACCCGUCUUAAUGGUGGGAAGGACUCUGCCAGUCCAAGAUACAUAUUCACCAUGCUGAGUCCACUGGCAAGACACAUUUUUCACAAACAUGAUGAUCCACUCUUAAAGCACAACACAGAUGACAACCAAAGAAUUGAACCAGUCUGGUACAUACCAGUCAUACCAAUGAUACUCGUUAAUGGUGCCGAUGGCAUUGGAACGGGUUGGAUGACAAAGAUACCAAAUUACAAUCCCAGGGAAAUAAUUGACAAUUUGAGGAGAAUGAUUGAUGGUGGAGCCCCAAAACCUAUGAUUCCGUGGUAUAAGAACUACAAAGGAGUCAUUGAGCCUUUUGCUGAUAACAGAUAUGCUGUUUAUGGUGAGAUAUCAGUCUUAGGGGAGGAUAAAGUGGAAAUAACAGAGUUACCAAUUGGUGUAUGGACGCAGACAUACAAAGAAAAUGUGCUCGAGCCCAUGAUGGGAGGUACUGAAAAGGUACCCCAACAGAUAGUGCAUUUUCAGGAGUAUAAUACUGAUACAACAGUGCGAUUUGUCGUCAAAAUUGAUCCUGAAAAAUUGCGGAAAGCAGAACAGGAAGGGCUGCACAAAUUUUUCAAACUGGAAACUACAAUGAUGACUACCUCCAUGUGUGCGUUUGACGACAUGCAGUGCCUCAGAAGAUUCGACUCAGUUACUCAAAUCCUGAAAGAAUUUUUCAAUUUGAGACUGACCUACUAUGAAAAACGCAAGGGCUAUUUAGAAGGAAUGCUGCAAGCAGAAUCUUUGAGGCUGAGUAACCAAGCGAGAUUCAUUUUGGAAAAAUGUGAUGGUGUUCUGGUUGUUGAAAACAAGAAGAAGAAAGUGAUUAUUGAUGAACUAAAAUCAAGAGGAUAUGAUCCUGAUCCAGUAAGGCAGUGGAAACUCAAGCAAGACAAGGAAGCAUUGCUGGAGGAGACAAACAAUGCAGAUGAUUCUCAGGAGGAGGCGACAGAGGAUGUGGAUAAGCUGUAUGACUAUCUCUUAGGGAUGACAUUGUGGACUCUCACUAAGGAGAGAAAGGAUGAACUGUUGGCAAAGCGCGAUGAAAAGCUUCAAGAAUACAAAAUUCUUCAGGGCAAGUCACCGUCUGACCUGUGGAGGGAGGACCUGGAUGUUCUCUCGGAGGAGCUGGAUAAAGUUGAAGCAAAAGAGAGAGAAGAGGAAGCAGUUGGUGUAGUUGGUAAGGCUGCCAAGGGCAAGAAAGCUGUCGGAAGCACAAAGCUUGGGGUAACCAGUCAGAAGCCCAACACACUGCCUUCACCCAGCGGAAGGCGAAUUGCUCCAAAAAUUGAUCCUGACCGCAUUAAAAAGGCAGAAAAGGCAAAAAAGGCAGUUGCUGUGAAGGAAAACAGAGACAAACGUCAAGGAAAGAAAGAUGAGGAUACUCCUGAUGAUGGUGUGGAUGCCAGACCACUGCAGGAACGAGUAGGAGUAGCCCCAGAACAGCUGGAAAAGAAACUCAAGGAGAAACGCAAAGAGACGUUGAAACAAACAAAGCUGACUUUCAAGGGUAAAAGCAAGGGGUCUCCUAAGAAGAAGAGAAAGUUUGUGGAUUCAGAUAGUGAAGAGACAGAUGCCUCUGUGUAUUCAGCGAGUGAGUCCUCGCCAGAGAACAUCUCUCCCCCUGCAGCGCAGAGGACGACGGCACGAAGGACGGCAGCGGCAAAGGCGAAGUUCACAUUCAGUGACAGCGAUGAUGGAGAAGAAGGAGAAAGUGGUGAUGAACUGGAGCUGCAUGAUAAUAUCUUGGUGCAGGAGAGCGAAAUUGUCCCACAUGUGGAUGCAGAAUUGAACACCGCUGAUGACAGCUUCAUGGGACAAAAUGUUGUGAGCAGUUCAGUCAGAGAGCCCAAAGAGAAGACAAAGAAAGAGGCUAAACAAAAGAAGAAAACAGUUAAAAGGAUAUCAGUCUCUGACUCAGACACUGAGAAAAUCAUUGUCAGUGAUACAGACAGUGAGUUUGAAGUGAAGAAAAAAAAGGCACCUAAACCAAAGAAGAAAAAAGUUGCGAGGAUCUCGGAUUCGGAUGGCCCAUCGACGAGCAAGCCUCAGGAAAUAAAAAAGGUGGCCUCGGACAACGAUCUUGAAAUGGAAGUGGAAAGAGUAGCUCCAAAGACGAAGCCCAGUCGACCAAGGAAAGCUGCAAACUACAUUGUAGAUGAUGACAGUGACUUCUAAUUCCUUGUGUACAUUUUUAAGUGCUGUUUUUACCCUCCACUUUGUUCAGUUUUGUGUAUUUUAAGACAGUCUCCUUCACUCAUAAAUGUAUAUUGUUUUCUAAUGAUAGAUUGGUGACUAAUAUGAUAUAGUUUUCAGCAUUUUGGACAUUAUAGUGUUACAAUCUCUGUAUUUUAAAUUCAGCAAAGCUGUAGACAUGUCGGUGCUCAGUGGUUUAUGACUGUAUAUUGUGAACAGAACAGGAGCUUCUUUGCUGUGUCAUAGCAGUAUGUGCUGUGCUUUUAUAUUUUUAUUUUAUUACAGAAACUGUGAAAACGAAAAACUGAACUGCUCGGAAACUAAUAUUUUGCAAGCUUAAUAGCGUGAUUUUGAUAAGAAAGUAGUAGUACCAUUGCUACUUAUUUUGCUCUUUAUCAUGCAACAGUUG